Diaporthe citri is the source of this 537-nucleotide messenger RNA. RefSeq lists its product as uncharacterized. Lineage: Eukaryota; Fungi; Ascomycota; Sordariomycetes; Diaporthales; Diaporthaceae. Gene Ontology annotation, molecular function: double-stranded DNA binding. The record is from RefSeq and is a predicted model, not a curated record. The coding region runs from base 1 to 537 and encodes 178 amino acids. Gene Ontology annotation, biological process: DNA damage response; DNA replication. Gene Ontology annotation, cellular component: nucleus. The transcript has 2 exons.
AUGGACGCCAUCGGCUCGAAUCUCGGCCGAAUCCGCGAUCAGUACUCCCAACAAUGCCUGUCCGCCUUCUUAAAUCUGCUCCGCCGCGAUCACGGCGAGAAGCGCGUGCAAGCCAACCGGUUCUACCAGACCUACAUCGCCGACCCUCACCAUGCACACCUCAAGGAUACGCGCUGGGGCAGUCUGACUCGUUUCGCCGAAUGGCUUGGCCGCGAAGGCAAAAGAAACGCGAGGAGGCGGCCGACCGGCGACGAGAGGAGCGCCAGCUGGAGGAGCAGGUCAACAGGGCGCAUGCGCAUGCGAGGCAUCAAAGUCCUCCUUGACCUACGCAAACUGCGUCACUCGGCUCCACACAAAGACGCUGACGCAACUGUCGCGUUUCGAUUCGGUCCUAACGCGACUGCCUCUGCCAGCCACACUUUCCAACCGGAGAAGGCCCCAAAUAUCUUCAAGGCAGCAGUGCAGAAGAGAAAACGACCAGUGGAGGAAUCUGCUGAGUCGGGUCGGCAAGGUUUCCCCCUCAAACAACCUCUAUGA